Prorocentrum cordatum is the source of this 1802-nucleotide messenger RNA. Lineage: Eukaryota; Dinophyceae; Prorocentrales; Prorocentraceae. The record is from the annotation of a GenBank genome assembly.
UAUCACUGUAAUCCAAGUAUCCUCAUCCACCCGCCUGGCACGUCAGCCCGCAUAUUAUGAUGACCCAUCAACUUUUCUAUCCACAUAAUAUUAGCCCAGCCGCUCAGCACUGCAACUCCUCCGAAGCCCCGCUUGCCCACAACAAACUGGAGCCACUAUGGCCCACCCCUCCGUAGCCUGUUUUGGCUCAGGUUCGUUUCUCGAGUCGGCCUUUCAGGAUUGUCCACGCUCCUCUGCACACCCGCGCCCUCGCGCCCGGACAAGAUGAUGCCCACUCGGGCCUUGCCGUUGAUCGCAUGCGUGCUUGCCAGCGCCCGCGGAGCGACCUUCGACAGCGAGGGCUUCGACAGCUUCGACACCGAGACGAUGCAGCUCUCCAUGGGGAAGAGGCCCCGUCCGCAAGCGCGCCAGAUACUUCGGCACCUUGGGAGCACGCCGUCCCCGAACGGCACGAACGAGUCAUGCCUGAACGAGACCAUCCCGUGGCUCCAGAUCGGUUUCGCCAUGGACUGCACUGGCAGUACUGGCGCGUACCUUGAGGCGCUGAAGACGACGGUCUACAACCUGGCGGUCGAUUUCGAUGCAUCGGUAAACUUCCUGCAGAUGGCGUUCCUGUGCUACCGUGACGAGGGCGAUGUGAGCCCGCCCCGCUAUGAGUGGGCAGUGCACCCUACUCCAGGUGAGCACUGGUUCUCUGACCCCGACGCGCUGCAGCUCGCGAUCGCCCCAUUCAUUUCAUCGGGCGGCGGCGACUCUCCAGAGGACAACGCUGGCGCGAUGGGGGAAAUGAAGAACGAGAAGCCGUGGGACGUAAGCGCCUUGAAGAUCAUGAUGGUGAUCUCGAAGGACAGGGAUUCCUACAGGACACCGUACCAGACCGAUGCCCUUCAGUGCCAGCUCAUGCAGGACAUCAGGGCUGCCAACAUCACUCUGGUCCUCGGGCACCUCGACACCAGCACGACCAGCUCGAUGCUGUGGGACUCAACGUACAAACCGACCCUGCCUUGGCGAGGGUGCUACGCGGACCCCUCCGAUCCUCACCAGUUGAAGGAGAUCCAGUUCACGGGCGCCACCGCCAGUGAGUUCAGCGCCCUACUGAUCGAGGAGAUCUGCGACACUCUCUCUUCAGAUCCAGGCGUCGGGCACGACGUCGGCGGACAUGGCGAUCCGCACCUCGUCAACAUGCACGGCGAACGCUUCGACAUCAUGCGCCCUGGCAGGUACUCGCUCCUCCACAUCCCCCUCAAGGCGGACAAGAAAGACGUGCUCCUCUCGGCGCGCGCAGACGUGCUCCGCAUUGGGACAGCCUGUGGGGAUAUGUACUUCACGUCGAUCAACAUCACCGGACAGUGGGCACGCGGGCACAAGAACACCAGCUUCAUCGCGGGUGCCGCGCCGCCUCGCACGACAACGGGCUGGGUGCGGUACGGCCACCGUGUCUCGUUGAAGGUGGUGCACGGCGUGACAGGCAGCGGCACCCGGUAUUUGAACAUCUUCGCGAAAGAUGUGCACCGCGCAGGGCAUAAGGUAGGAGGCCUUCUAGGCGCGGACGAUCACACGAAGGCCUCGACCGAGGAAACCGGGUGUCAGAAGCUCAUGGCAUUGUAGCCGCUUUAAGCAGUAAAGUGAUUCUGGUGCCCGGUUUGAUGUCAAUAGCAAGCUCCGCUUGGGUAGGCUUGCUCUUCGGAAGCUUGGUGAGCACAGACAGUGAGGCCUUUUAUAGAGGUGGGCAUUUUAAAAACACCUGGGCCCACCGGCACUCAGAAACCCGUUGCUCAUGCAUCCAGCUUCUUGCAAAAAAU